Messenger RNA from Parasteatoda tepidariorum (common house spider), 1702 nucleotides. The record is from RefSeq and is a predicted model, not a curated record. NCBI's taxonomy places the organism in Eukaryota, Metazoa, Arthropoda, Arachnida, Araneae, Theridiidae.
AAUUAGAAGCGUAUGCUAUUCUUUUGGCUGUUCGUCAUUAUAAAGUUUAUUUAUAUGGUCGUAAAUUUCAAAUUCUAUCAGAUUGCAAAUCUUUAAAUUAUAUAAUAAAAUUAGAUUCUCCAGCUAGCCGUUUAUCAAGAUGGUUAUUGGAACUGUCAAACUACGACUUUUAUUUUCAGCAUAUUAAAGGAUCUGAAAACUUUUUAGGAGAUCUUUUAUCACGUGAUAUUAACGAAAAUAUUAAUGUUGUCAAAGCAGAUAUACCGGACAUUGAAACUAUUAAAAACUCACAAAGAAAUGAUCCUAAGUUAAGCGAAAUCAUAAAUAUUUUGGAAGGUAGAAACACCACUUUAAAAAUAAACACUGAAAAUUAUUUUCUAGAUAAUGGGUUAUUAAAGCAUUUCUCUCAUAGAAAUAAACGCGCCGCUCGUGAUGAGUGUUUUGAACAAAUAGUUAUUCCUAAAGAUUUAAUACCUUAUAUUUUAGAAGGAUCCGAAACGGUCCACUUCACAUUCUUUAAAAACUACCGCGCAAUUAAGGAAAAAUAUUUUUGGCCCAAUAUGUACAUUGACAUAAAGAAUUUUUCAAAUUCAUGAAAAUUAUGUAUAGAGAAAAAAGGUUUUCCUUUGACUAAAUCUCCGUUGCAGAACUUUGAAACUCCAUCUUAUCCUAUGGAAUUGAUUAGUUUAGAUAUUUUAGGACCACUACCUCUAUCGGAACAGGGAAAUAAAUACGUUUUGACGGUUAUUGACCAUUUCACAAAAUUUAGUGUAUUAUUUGCUUUAAAAGAUAUGACCGCUGGGACUUAAACUAAUAGAUUAAUUGAGGUUAUACUUACGUACGGGGUGCCUAAUGCGAUUCUCACUGAUUUAGGAACAAAUUUUCAAAGUCAAUUAUUUAGCAUUUUAGCAAAGAAAUUGCAAAUUAAUAAAUUAAAGACGACACCAUUCCACGCUCAAACAAAUGGAGUCUCAGAAAGAAUUAAUAAAAGCAUUAAAAAUAGCCUCACUUGUUUAGCAGACAAAGCAUCAAAUUGGGAUACAUAUCUCCAGUACUACAACUUUAUUUAUAACAACUCUUACCAUGACACAACUCUAGAAAAGCCAUCUUAUCUUAUGUUUAAUCGCGAUCUGAAUUUACCUUUUCGUAUAUUAGACCAAGAACCUAAAAUUCAUUAUUUUCCAUGCGACAACCUUCUUGAAGAAAACAUGAGAAAGAUGCAACUGGUGUAUCGUCAAGUGUAUCAAAAUUUAGAGAGAGCUGCUGAAAAACAAAAACGCAUUCGAGACAGACACGCUCACCUUAAAACUUAUCAUUUAGGUCAAAAAGUAUAUUUAUAUACACCAACAUCGAAUCAAUUAACAGGUAGAGCAUUUGCUAAAAAAUUUUCAGGACCUUACAGAAUUAUUGAAAAACAUUCUGAUCUAAAUUAUACAAUUCAAGAUGUAAACAAACCAUAUAAGAAACCAACUAAGGUACACACUGAUAGAAUUUUUUCAUGUACACAACGCAGACCAGAUUUAGAAAUUCCUCAAAUGACCACUACGAAUGUACCGAACGCCACUAUUUCUUCUCAGACACAUGUAUUAAAAAUAAAUGACGAAAAGUGUAAGGAUGCUUCAUUUCCUUAUGAUAUGGAAGAUGAUGGGGAUGAUUAUAUUCCAUAUACAAUAUACCGUCCAAAAAAGUCAUUAUCACACAA